This is a messenger RNA of Fusarium coffeatum, 1068 nucleotides long. RefSeq lists its product as uncharacterized. The record is from RefSeq and is a predicted model, not a curated record. Lineage: Eukaryota; Fungi; Ascomycota; Sordariomycetes; Hypocreales; Nectriaceae. The transcript has a single exon. The coding region runs from base 1 to 1068 and encodes 355 amino acids.
AUGUUCCGCCUCUCAUCCAUCAUCACAGCGGCUAUCGCCCUGGUCAGCGCCGUCAACGCCGCCUGUGGCGAUGGCUCUCCCCAGGGUGUAGUCUCCGGCUCUGGCUCCUCCUUCACCGCCACCGUCAACGGCGCGAAUGUCUACUCCGGCAGCGACUACCGUCUCGCCAUCCAAACCGCCCUCGACCGCAUCGGCGCCAACCAGCGCGUCACUGUCCGCGCCUCGGGCAGCAUUGGAGCAAGCACCAUCAGCAUCACCAGCGGAAAGACGUUCGAGGUCUGCGGUACCAUGAACGUUGUCUCCAGAUCUGGUCGUGGAGCUAUAGAGGUUAUCAACCAGAAUGAUGUCAAGAUUCCCUACCUCAAGAUGACUGGUAGCCCCUACUUUGGCAUGCGCUUCUCUGGUACUCGAAACCUUGCUCUUGGUGACAUUACCAUGAACCUGAGCGGCGGUCUUGGUAUCCGCUUUGAUCGCGAUGCCAACUUCAACUAUGGUGUCAGCAUGGGUAACAUCGUCGUCACCGGAGCUGGCAGCCACGCCGUCGAGGUCUGGAAGGUCGACGGUCUCACCAUCACUUCCGUCAAGGCCAGAGACGUCGGCGAAUGCGGUCUCCUCGUCCAAGAAUCACGAAACGCCCGCAUCGGUUACGUCGAGGGUAUCAAUGUCGCCAGAGGAACAGGCUACGCCACCCUACGUUUCGCUAACGAGAACGGAAAGCUAAACAACGUCUACACCACCACAAACAUCUUCGUCGACAGAGUCUACUCUCGUGGCGGAGGUCGUGGCAUCUUCUGUGUGUCACGGUCUGGUGCUGCUGAGAUCAAGACCAUUGAUCUAGCCGAUAACGGCAACAACGCCAUUCUGAUUGAGAACUGCUAUAACAUGGCCAUUCGGGACGGUGUCAUUAACGGUGGUGGCGAAGUCCGUGUUUCUGCUCGCAGCGAGUUCCCUAACACUAGUGGUAUCUACGUCAAGGCUCAGGUCAACAACAACAGCGUUCGCGAGUCACCUUGUGCUGAGAACAUCUACUGGGGUAUCACUGGUAACGCUAGGAAGAACGUUUGCUAG